AUGCGCCAAGAAGUUGAAAUUCCGCUCUCCAUCCCCCGGCACGAUGGUCAUAAAGUUAAUCCCCCUCAUUAUGAAUUUUUAUUCGGAGCAGCAGCCUAUUCUGUCAGCGUUGUAGUUCUUUUCCCUUUGUACAAAACAGUAUUUUUUCAACAACUUGAUGGUAUUCCUUGGAUUCAAGCCUUAAUUCGCUAUCGAAUUGAAGGAGUUCGUAUGGCCUACAGAGGUGUUUUGCCACCUUUGUUACAACGGGCAUCCUCAGGAGCGCUUAUGUUUGGUGUUCAGAGUUCAUCAGAGCGUUUCUUAGUAAAUCACCCUGUGACUUUUAACUACUCACCUAUUCUGCACAAAAUUGUUUCAUCUGCACUUGCUGGGUGGUCUGAAGCUGUACUAAUGCCCUUUGAACGUGUUCAAACGCUACUGCAAAAGAAAGAUUAUCAUGACCGAUAUAAGAAUACUUUUCAUGCACUAAUAAAUGUAACUUCAAAUCACGGUGUCAAGGAACUCUAUCGCGGUUUAUCCCCUGUCUUAGUGAGAAAUAGUGCGGCCAAUGGACUUUACUUUUGUGGGCACAAAUGGCUAAAUGAUAUUCGCGUUCGUCGCACGUGUGAAAGUACUAUGGAACGUAGUUUGUGGAAUUUUGCUCUUGGUGGUAUUUUGGGAGGUACUAUCGGUAUGGUUACAUUUCCUCUAAAUGUCAUAAAAACUCGAAUGCAAUCAAAUGUUGGUGGAUCCUUUAUUGGUUUUCGCCCAACUCUCGUAUCACUAGUUUAUGAAGACUCUGAUAAACCAAAUAUUUUAAGACUUUUUCGUGGUGUGCCAGCUAAUUUCAUACGUUCUGUUUUUUCAUGGGGUUUGAUUACGAUGACUUUUCAUUUUUUAUUGGAAAUGAAUUCUAUGAUAUGCUGA
Schistosoma mattheei is the source of this 906-nucleotide messenger RNA. NCBI's taxonomy places the organism in Eukaryota, Metazoa, Platyhelminthes, Trematoda, Strigeidida, Schistosomatidae. The record is from the annotation of a GenBank genome assembly.